AUGCUGAUGUCUGUGGGAACAGACAAUAUCGAUUAUGACGAUGUCAAGCAUUUGAUCAAAGAAAGGACGUCGCCUGGCUCGGGCAAGUCGAUCUCGAUACCGGGCCAGGGCGAUGAGAAACUCGUUGAGCUUGAGAAUACGCUUUUUGCUGUUCUCGCGGAUCAGCAUGAGCGGAUUGAUUUGUUUGUGAGGAGUAAGGCUGGGGAGAUCAGGAGGCGAUUGGACCAUGCAAAGAAACAGCUAAUCCAGCUCUCCACCCGGAGAAUAUCCGCCGCCGAACACCGCGUACCCAUCGGCCGUCUAGAGCGCUACGGCAAGCUUGAAAACGACGUGCUCAAAGCCGGCGACGAGAUUAGAAGUCUCGCGCGCUUCACGGGUACUCAGCGCACAGCUUUCCGCAAGCUGCUGAAGAAGUACAAGAAAUGGACCGGCUCCUCUGGUCUUGAGGCGCGCUUUCGAGAUGAAGUGCUCGAUGAUCCGAAGAGCUUUACGAAACUGGACCUGGGGCCUUUGCUAGAUGAGUAUUCGGUGACGCUGCAGGAUAUUCGGAGUUUGUAUGAGACUAGCUUACAGCGGGCGGCGGCGAGGAAGGGCUUUAAGGAAGCCCCUGCUUCUCCUGGACCAUCUUCUGUGGAUCGGUUGCGGGGGGCUCUGCGCAAUGGCUCGCGAGUGGAGUUCGACACGGCUAUCGCGACUGUGCCUCUGGGUGAGGAGGGAGAGGUGGCGAACUACUUCGUCCACACGGAGAAUGUGGUGGAGCUGCAAAUCUCACUACUCCAGUAUAUGCGGUACUACACCUCGAGGAGUCGCUCAAACUCGACGGCGACACCAGUGACGCCGGCCACGCCUCGAAGGCCGUCAGCUAAUACCGAGGGCCAAGAUGCGGACUACUCCAUGCUUGUCGCCGACGACCAAGCUCGCUUUGCGCAAGACCAGAGCAGACUAACCGUGAAUCAGCGCGAGCACGCUUCAGGCGCUCCUCCACAAAUGGCUAAGGCCUUGCUUCACUGGAAUGAGGCGGAGGAUGCGAUGGUUUCUAUGCGUUCCGGGGCACACAAGACCAAGACGGCAAUGCUCAAGAGGAAACAGAUCGAUUCGUUCUUCGACCGAGACGGCUCCAUGCCGAAGCAAGCAGAGGAUAAAGAUAGCGACGCUCUGCUUGCGGUGCGCAAAGAGCUCCUCAAGGAUGCUGCGGUGCGACCGUUGUACAAGAUAUCGAGCUGUCGCUGCAGGUUCGCUGGGGUGAACGAUGGCUCACAGUCGCUCACGCUUGCGACGCUCGACUCGUCCAUUUCGAUGCAGCGUAUCACCAACGGCAAGCCCGAUAACGAAGCAUCGCAACUCCCGUUCGCUGUGCUUCAAGUACGCAAAGAAGGAUCCACGACUAAUAAUCUUCUCGCCAUGCUGGACUCCAGCCACCUCGUCGAGCGCGUUCGCGGCUUUUCUCUCCAGUAUCACGCACUAUGGCAGACGUGCCGACCAAAGAACAUGUCACCUCCAUUCUGGAUUCCGAUGCUCUCGCAGGAUAUCCGCAAGCUUCCACCACCCGCCUUCAAGCGUAACGGAACCAAAGCAGAAGGAGGCUCUGGCUCGCAAUCAGCCACCCAAGGCACGGUCUCCACCAACUCCAUCCGCGGCCUGACCGACAGCACCACAGCUGUCGAAACCUCCCGCCCCUCCUCCUCGGUAGUGCAAACAGACCUCUCCACCCCACCCCUGCGCUCCUUCCGCAAGAAACGCCGACGCACCUACGCACAACGCGCUGCAGAGCAGCAGAAAUACUGGUCCGAGUACGACAACCCCUCCGACGGCGAGAACACCUCCGACGCCUACGUCCUCUACAUCGACCCCAACGAAAAGUCCACCCUCGACCGCCUCCUCGACAGACUCGGCGGGUUCUUCGGCCGCUCAUCCGCAGAAGAAGAGGAAUCUUUACUGCCAUCCCCCUCCACCCCACUAAACGACGACGACACCUCCGACGAAGAAGACACCGCGCCAGCAGCAACCUACGGCACGCUCCCUCGCCCCCUUCCCGGCUGGCCUUCACAACACCACAACGAAGGGCCGCCAUUCCUCCCCCAAGUCACCGGCAUCUGCUUCUUCGCCUCCCUCUCCAUCCUGCUCGUCGCCUACAUCCUCGCCACCACCUCCAAACACAAGUUUGUCGCCGAAGUGGACGUGGGCAUUAUUUUCGCCGUGGCGUGUGGGUUGGCGCUGGCGGUGAUUGGGUGCGUGCCUGUUAUGCGGAGGGAGGGGGGAAGUUGGGGGAGUUUUGCCGUGGUGGUGGCGGUGGUGACGGGGGAGGUGGUGGGGAGUGGGGGGUUGCUUGCUUGGGUGUUGGGGUGA
Molecule: messenger RNA, 2346 nt
Organism: Saxophila tyrrhenica
Lineage: Eukaryota; Fungi; Ascomycota; Dothideomycetes; Mycosphaerellales; Extremaceae
Exons: 2
Coding region: 1-2346 (781 amino acids)
Source: RefSeq, a predicted model, not a curated record